This is a messenger RNA of Archocentrus centrarchus (flier cichlid), 5227 nucleotides long. It is a transcript of the gene ppp1r16b, whose product is annotated as protein phosphatase 1, regulatory subunit 16B. The record is from RefSeq and is a predicted model, not a curated record. Lineage: Eukaryota; Metazoa; Chordata; Actinopteri; Cichliformes; Cichlidae. Gene Ontology annotation, molecular function: myosin phosphatase regulator activity; protein binding; enzyme inhibitor activity. The transcript is spliced from 11 exons. Gene Ontology annotation, cellular component: cytoplasm. Bases 275 to 1942 code for a protein of 555 amino acids. Gene Ontology annotation, biological process: establishment of endothelial barrier; regulation of sprouting angiogenesis.
CGGAGGCAUACACGCAGGGCUCUUCACGUCAGCUCUGCUGUGGCUUUACUAACGGGACAAGUUUAAACCUCCUGGAUAUCACUGUAGGCUCUCUGCUCUCCUCUCUGCUCAAUGUGAACAUCUCGACCCACUCUGAGGUCAUUUACUACUGCUGAAAGGAUGAUAAUAAUGGGAGGAGGCCACGGCCGGAGGUGCAGCCCUCGCUAGAAUCACACUUCUCUCCCAGUUCACCCCUUUACCAUCAUCCAGUAUUGCUGUCCAACUGUCUGGCACCAUGGCCAACCACCUGGAGCUGAUCCAAGAGCUGCAGCAGCUGGACAAGGUGCCCAGUCUGGAGAGACUGCGGGCGGCCCAGAAGCGGCGCACCCAGCAGCUGAAGAGAUGGGCUGUGUACGAGAAGGAGAUGCAAAACAAGAAGCGAAAAGCAGACAAGAAGGGACGCAUUGCCAACAACCUCCAGCAAUCAGAGUCCAAGAAGCGGGUGUCAUUUGCUGCCAGCGUGGCGCUUCUGGAGGCAUCGGCCAGGAAUGAUCCAGAUGAAGUUCGUUACCUGCUGAGGAACAAUGUGAGUCCAGACCUUUGCAAUGAAGAUGGCCUCACCGCUCUGCAUCAGUGUUGCAUAGACAACUAUGAGGAGAUGGUGAAGCUCUUGCUGGACCGAGGAGCCAGUGUUAAUGCUCAGGACAACGAACUGUGGACACCCCUGCAUGCUGCUGCUACCUGUGGCCACGCGGGACUUGUUAAGAUACUCAUCGCACAUGGCGCAGAUCUACUGGCAGUCAACUCUGAUGGAAACAUGCCCUACGACCUGUGUGAAGAUGACCCAACACUGGACAUCAUUGAGACAGCAAUGGCCAACAGAGGCAUCACCCAGGAAAUGAUCAACGAGACGCGAGCGUCGACAGAGAGGAAGAUGAUUGGUGACAUUCAGGAACUGCUGAGUCAAGGAGAGGAGGUCAACCAGCAGGACUCUCAGGGAGCUACUCUGCUACACAUUACAGCAGCAAAUGGCUACGUGCAGGCUGCAGAGCUGCUGCUGGAGGGGGGGGCUCGUGUGGACCUCAGAGAUUCAGAUGGAUGGCAGCCUCUUCAUGCUGCAGCGUGCUGGGGUCAGAUGCAUGUGGCGGAGCUGCUGGUGUCUCAUGGAGCCAGUCUCAAUGCCAAGACCUUCCUAGAGGAGACUCCAAUUGAUCUAUGUGAGGAUGAGGAGUUCAGAGCCAUCCUGCUGGACCUGAAACACAAGCACGACAGUAUCAUGAAGUCACAGCUCAAGCACAAGACCUCACUGUGCAGGCGAACGUCCAGUGCAGGCAGUCGUGGAAAAGUGGUGCGGCGAGCCAGUCUGUCAGACAGACACAACCUGUGUCGUAAAGAGUAUGAGACCGAAGCCAUCGUGUGGAGGGGAGGAAGGGAGGAGGAGGACGAAAAAGAAAAGGAGUCUGAUCAGGAGAAUAGCCAAGUAGUUAAUGUCAAGCCCAUUGUAGCUGUGGAGCUGCCCGACAAGUCCAAGCUGCCUACCAUCCUCAAAGAUGGCAGCAGCAAGCAGAACGGCCUCAUUUCCACAACAACAUCCAUGCCACCUCAGCCGCCCUCCAAUGGCAGCACACCAACGUCCAGUAAGGGUGGGGUUAUCACCACCCAGCCAUCCCAGGAGGAAGCCUGGCCAAAAGAGCGCGCUCAGACUCUGUCAGAGCUGAAAAAGCAGAGAGCUGCUGCCAAACUCUUGAACCACCCUUUGUUCAAUGGUCACCUUGGUAACGGUUCCACAGACUCCUUCACUGAUGCCAAAACCUACUCUGAGGAUCCUCGCAUGCCGCUGGUCUCUUCUAAUGGCAACACUGUGUACUACACGCCAGCCAGCGGCGACCCACCCCUCCUCAAACUGAAGCAGCCCAUAGAGGAAGAGCAGCCGAAGUCACGGACCUGCUGCUGCGUGUCAUAGUGCCCUAGUCAUGUGACUGUUAACGGAACAGGAAGUGUUUUCAUAGAGAGGAGGGAAGCAAGGGAGGCUCUGUGGAAGGGAGGAGAGGAAAGAAGGAAAGUCUUGCAACAUCCUUCGCCUACCUACUUCAAACCAUCUUCAGGGAAGAUGGGUAGCCUGCGUAAAGUCUGAAAACAUUUCCUUUCACCUCCAUGUCUCGUGACUCCUUCUUUAAAGUGCAGCUGAGAAGUGGAAAGGAACAAAGAGGUGCUCCCUUGGAUAAAAUUCCUGCCAUACAUGGAGUCAAUAAUAAGAGAGGAUGGGGAGUGGGGUUUUUUUUUCGAAGACCUUUUACCUGGAAAGGUCAAUAAUUUAGAAUCAGGAGAGAAAAUUGGAAGGUACCGCAUGCUCUACCCUGACAGAUGGAAGCCCACAAACAGAUUGGUAUCAUGUCAUUAAACACCAUUAAUUCCAGGACAAAUUACUGUUGUUAUCAAACCACAUUUUGACACAUUCUUGUCAUUUUCAAAUAAGCAGGAUGGUCAUCCUGGAAGGGUCCUGAUAUAUUGUAAUACACCAUGUUGUAGUACAACAUAUCAGCGAAGAGAGAUCUGUGACAGUGUUGACACGCUGCCUGCAAAAGUAAGGAGGAGGAAUGCCAUAAAACAGUGUUAAAAUAUUCAUGAAGUGUACUUCUACAGUGAGAGAUAAGCAGAAAGGGUAAAAGUACUGCACUAGUGUUUGAAACGGUCACUAUAUUCCAUCAGCUAUGCUUCACCUUACCGUCCUCUCAUAUGGAACCUAAACUGACAGGUCAUGCUUUUGUUUUAUGCAUAAUUCACAUUGUGCACACUCGUAUAAAUAAUUUAAGCAGACAUUGUUGAAAAUUACUGUACAUGUUUUAUUUAUGAAAUGUAAAAUGUAGAAAAACAAAAGAAAAAAACAUAUGGUUCCUGAAGCUGAGUGUAUUUAUUAUUUGGAUGGUGUGUGCAGAGUGUGAGUGAGUUGGUGUGGGGAGGAAAAUCUUCCCAGCCGAGCACCUUCUGACAUGGAAAAAUGGUUCAAAUGAAAUGAGGGUUAUUGUCUGCUUUAUGUACUUGUAAUUUAAAAAAAACAAAAAAAAAAACACACACACAACACAAACAGUCCUAUUGGAUGGAUUCAUGUACUUGUCACUACAAAUAACAGUGUUGUUUGUUUUGUUUUUGGUUUUUUCCUGGUGGCCAUUGUGUGGCUUUACUUUCCCUGCCCCCAGUCACUGUAUUUGUCUUAUAAACUGAAACUGUAUGUUAUGUAAUGAUUACUGUAAAUGAAGAACAUGCAUUUAGGAGACACAAAAUGAAUGCUUGAGGCCUCAGUAUUUUUGGUAUGUAGCAAGCCCAUACAAUACAUAUCAGGUAAUGCAUCAUAAAUCCAGCACAAAAUAUACUGUCCAAAAACAACAACAAAAACAGCACAUGCAGUGGAUUGGCUGCUGAAUUAAAGGAAUAACUCGACUUUUUUUUUUUUUUUUUAAAUAAUUGAUGAGAGGAGGUAGCGCCCCCAGCUGGGUAGCUGCUGGCUAUAUAUAAUAUAAUAUAAUCAGUAUAUUAAUAUGCAGAAUCUGAAGACAAAGGAAGUUUUUGUUUUUGUUUGUUUUUUGCCAUCAGAAGUUAUCUGGUUGCUGUGUUCUGACUAGUAUUGAGCAAUUUGCGCCUCAGCAGGGUUUGGCUGUAUGCUGGUGGCGUCUGUUGAGAGCAAAACAGUUCUGUGCAUUAACCUGAGUGCAGCGCUAAAACAGUCAGCUAUUGUUUGAAGACUUAAAAACGAAAUCUGCAGGACUGUAAACAAUGUCAACUCACAUAACAGGAAAUCUUGACCUAAAUACCAGGAAAUCUGGAUAUUCACUAGCUACACUGAAAGUCCUGAAAAACUGACCAUUGUCAAGUCACUAGAAGAGAACUUUACAGCUCUCAGUGUCACAUAAAGAAUACAAUCAGUGGGAGACAGCUAGCCUGGCUGAAUCCUUUAUCUUAGUUUCAAACAAGCAGCUGUUUGGCUUAACAGAAGAAAAAGCACACGUGGAACUACUGACCGUAACAGUGACUUUGUCUGGUUCAGCCUCCAGUGAGCGUGCGCAUAGCAGGCUUACCUAAAGUGAAAUAAAGCCAUUAACUGCAGGCAUCCUUUUCCUGCCUUGACAUGUCAAAAAUAGAAGUUGUUUUCUUUAAACAUAGCUUAGCGAGUUGUUUCGCUUUGUUUCUAGGCUUUAUGUUAAGGCAGGCAAUUUCUAUCUGUCAAGACUAAGAACAGGAUUAGUACCGAUCAGGUUAUCAAACUUGCAGCAAGGAAGUCAGAUGACUCCCUAAGGUAUUCCUUAAAUUUAACAGCUCUGUUAAUUAUGUUUGUGCCAAAGAGUCUUCCGUAAGUUAAAAAAAAAAAACUAAUAUGGACAUUUGAAAAGUUUGGUGGAAAGCUUUCUGAUGUUGGUGUUUGCAUCUUAUGGCCAACUUCCUUGAAAAUGUGAUCACCUAUAAUGCCACGCCAUCACGCUUCUUCCUCGCCACAUCAACUGUACAGCGUUCCAGUAUUUGUACAGACGGGUUUGUAAAUAUGUUUGUAUCAGUAUUCCUCCUAUGUUCCCAUGUUUUUGCAUUUACAUGUCUGUGUUGUUACUGUUGAGGAACAUAUAGGAAAAUGCAGUUACACAUAUUGAUGAAUAGUGUUUGCAGACUUUUGGUUCUAAAAGGAGGAACUGUGAGACUAUAACUGUAGAUUCCCCCUCAGAAGUCCCAAAAUCUGUCCGCAAAGUCAAGCGCUACCCAGGUAUCUCCAAGUGUUAGGACACCAGUGUCUGUGGUGCAUUCAAAACUGAAUGGUGGAAUUUUUCUGCAUGAUUUUUUUUUUCUGCAAUGGUCAGUUGGUUUUUCACCUCGGUUUGAGGAAGUAAAAAUGAAGUCAAAGAGUUUGCCAUUUCCCCUAUGUUCAGUACAGUGACAUCAUCUUGUUAUGAGUCAGCUAAGUUCAGGCCACUGAGAACAAGUUGAUAAAUUCCAGCUGUGUUUCUUUAUUAAUUAGUUUCAGUCAAACUAAACAGGAAUUUUCAAGUACCACCUGCUUAGAAUGAGGCAGAAAAGGACCGUCGCCUGUUAAGAAGUAACUUGUGAUCUCAUGGCAUACACAGAUCAAGGUUUGUGUUUAAUUGCAAGCUUAGUUGUCGAUAAGGAUCAAAUUAUGAAGGCAAAACUACUGAUUUUUGUAAUUACUGGAAUAUAUUGAUGGCUACAUUAACAUAUUUUGAAUAAAAUGUAUAUUUUGAGAACUUUA